Paramecium sonneborni is the source of this 1440-nucleotide messenger RNA. Lineage: Eukaryota; Ciliophora; Oligohymenophorea; Peniculida; Parameciidae. The record is from the annotation of a GenBank genome assembly.
AUGCUCCAUGAGUAUGAUCUUAUUGAUCAAGAAACUUUAAAAAGAGAUCAGUAACUGAAUGGUUUGUUAAUCAAAAUUAGAGAAGACAUUAUGAAAGGCUAUGUUGUCGAAGUUAAAACAAAAACUCAAACUUAUCAUUAAGUAAAAAUAUUGUUCAAAUUAGUUAGAAAAUAAUUCAAAAUAAAAUUCAGGAGUCUCAUCUAUUAAUAAUUCCUUAAUAAAAGAUCCAAGAUUAAAUUUAAAUGAAAUUGAUAAAAUUAAAAACAUAGAUGAAACCAUUUUAUAAUCAUAACGUGAUAAUCAGUAAAUUAUUCGAUUGACAAAUUCAAUAAGUUAAUCUCCUCCUAAAGUUAAAAGUGAUAUUUUUAAACCAAUUGUCUUAGACUAACAUUUAUAAUCUGAAUAAACAUUUUUAUCUAUUCCAAGUAAACCAGAUAUUCUUUAAAAUCCUAAUACAUUUAAUAAACAAUUAGAUAAUAUUGAAGCUUAAUAAGAUUCAGGUAAUUGUCUUGAUUUCAUUAAAAUACUCAAAAAAAUUUAAUCAGAAAUUAAAGACUCCAUGUUAAAAAAUAUUCAUUCCAGUAAUACAUUAAUAUCUUAUGGAAUACAAAUGGUUAGAACUUUAUGCUUAUUAACUAAAUUUUAUAAAUAAGCUGCUGAUUUUACUCAUGCAAUAAGGUCAUUAAAAUAGAUAAAAAGAAUGUUUAAAAUAUCUGAUCCCAAUUUAAUAGGAAAAUUGAAAAUAGAAUUAGGAAAAUUAUAAUUCCUCAAUUAAUCCUAUCAUCUUGCUCAAAAAUCCUUUUAUUAAGCACUUUUACAUUAUGAAUAAUUAUAAUGGAAACAAGAAAUUGCAUACAUCUUACUAUGGAUGGCUAAAAUAAAUUCUUGGACAAGUAUUUUUAUAAACUUAUAUUCCAGAGAAUUUUGAAUCUUCUAAAAAGAUGGUUUAUGGAGCUAUUGCUAUUUUAAAAGAGUAUCUUCCAGAUGAUGAUGAAUAAAUAGCAGAAGCUUAUGUUGUUUUAGGAGAAAAUAGUUACAUAGCCAAAAAUUCUGAUUAAGCAUUGGAAUUUUUAAUGAAAGCUAAAUAAAUUAAGUUUAAGAAAUAUAAUACAUACAAGCAUAUCAGAUUUGUAGAAGUAUAUAAUUUAGUAGCAUUGACUUAUGGAUUAGUUCCAGACAUUUAAUAAUCUCUAAGUUACUUCUUAUAAGCUUUAUAAUGUUUUGAGUACUCCAUAUUAAUAAUAUAGAUAUAAUUGUGUUCAGCGAGCAUAAAUUCUCAAUAAUCUUGCUGUGAUAUAUUAAUCAAUAGGCAACACUGAAAAGGCUUAAAAAUGUAAUUAAAAAGCAAAACAAAUUUAUUCUUCAUUUUCACAAAAUAAACAUCUUUAAAUUGAUAGAUUAAUCUAAAAUUAAACUUUUCUAUUUUAAUAAUAAUAAUGA